Molecule: messenger RNA, 2056 nt
Organism: Puccinia graminis f. sp. tritici CRL 75-36-700-3
Lineage: Eukaryota; Fungi; Basidiomycota; Pucciniomycetes; Pucciniales; Pucciniaceae
Exons: 8
Coding region: 136-1404 (422 amino acids)
Cellular component (GO): cytoplasm; membrane
Molecular function (GO): protein binding
Source: RefSeq, a predicted model, not a curated record
AAUCAUCCAGUCAGUCAACAACCAACACCCACCAAAUCUCUCCGGAACAGAGCCCCCCACCAUUGACACCCAGCCGAAAAGAAACCAGCCGAGACUCAAACAUCAACCGAUUUAACACAUCUCUCUUGCUAGUUGAUGUCUGCCGCUGCUGCUGCUAAGCCCAGUCUUGCCGGUGUCCGGAAUAAACAACGAAAAGGCGUCGCCAAAGCCGCUGCUAAAUUCGAGCCCGAAGAAUUUCGUGAUCAAAUCCUUAAACAUCUCUCGACUUUACCACCCAACGAUCUUGAUGCAGUAGCUGCCAAACUCGACACCCUCGGAAACCAAUUAGAUUAUCGUAAAUAUGAAGGCCCCUUGUUUGAGGUCCUCCUCGUCGGUGGCAUCCUUGCUCCCGGUGGAAGCUUUGUCGAUGAUGGUGCAGAAAGAAGCCCGUUUAGUAUAUUGACAAGCACUCAAUACCCGAUCGACCAAGCUGAUAUGAAGAAACAUGUCGAUGUCUUUAAUAAGCUCAUCAGAAGAUACAAGUACUUGCAAAAGAUCUUCGAAGAGAACGCUCUUACCGGUUUACUUCAGUACAUCAACAAGUUUGAAGGUCCUGACCUCGAGAAACUAGCCUACUCUCUGGCCCUGUUCAUCUCUACCGGUUUGACGAGCUCGAACGUCCUUCUGACCUUGCAGAAGGAGCACUUAGUUAAAGAUGGUGUAUCUUUAAACUUCAUCACCAAAGUUUUUACAGCCUAUCUUCAGGUUGAAUCAGCAGACCAUCUCUCGGGAGCUCUUCGUCGAGGUGGAGUGGUAGACAUGUACGGCUUCUUCCCGCCUCACAAACGGGAGCCAUCCGACUUGGAGGCGCACUUCAAGGCAGCCAAGUUAGACCCGAUCGUCGCGUAUGCUCACAAGCAACGAAGCGGCCAAGUAAGAGAUGAGACCUUAGUCAGGCUCAGAGAGAUGGUUGCCUCGGAGGAACCCCAGAACGAGAUCAUCAGCUUCUUACAAGAACAAUCCCAGAGCGGCUUGAUUCCUGAUGUCGACUUCAUCGCCCUGGUAUGGCACGGUCUCAUGGACAGACUCGACAUGGGCAGUCGGCCAGACCAGAUUGUCGACAUGGUCGUCAGAGCAGUCGUCUCUGUGGCUCCCGUGUUGGCUGCGUUUUGCAAGAACGCACGAACUCAAAUCUCGAUGAUCAACACUAUUCAGGUUUGGGCUUACGAGAACACGAAGGUGAUGGGAGCGUUUGCGAAGAUCAUCAAGGAGCUCUAUGCGCACGACGCACUGAGUGAACAGGCGAUCUUGUACUGGCACAGCAAGGGUAGCAAAGCCCAGGCCCGCCAACACUUCCUCAAGUCCACCGAGCCCCUGGUGAAGUUCUUGAAAGAACAAGACGAGGACGAGGAUGAUGAGGAGUAACGAUGGACGGGAUCUGUUGAUGCGACUUGUAUUACUCUUCUUCCAUUUCGUCCAGUCUGUCUUAUAACCCCAGGCCCCUGGAGAAAAGGAAAACUCUCUUUCUCUUCCUCUCGGUCGUCUUGAAUCCUCUUCUCAGCUUUCACCCUUGUCCUUCACAAUUCAGUCCAUGGCUCGUCUGGAGACGUUCUUUUCUCUGCCCCUGUCGCAAGCUUGUCUGGACUGUCUAUCUCUUGGAAGGCUCCUUCGAUCUGAUAGUUGUUGUGUUGUUUUUUUGGGGGAAAGGUCAUGAGCUGAAGUUGUUGGUCCAGAAGAGUUUCUUCUCAUCAUGAAUCUUCAUGUCCUUGAUCAGGAGGAUGAGCAACUUCAUGUAGUCUACUGUGAAAGCUUUUAUCUUGGUCUGGUUGGGCAAUCAACAAAUGAUUAUCAAGAAACACCCAGACCAUCCCUUUCUUUUUUUUUCUGCUACUCAAGAUUUAUUUGUGUAAUGAUUUUUCUUUGCACACAACAUAUAAGCCACUUGGGAUUUUGAUUUAGUAUGCACUUCAGAUGUUGAAUUUCAAAAGUCAUCAUUUCAUUUGGAGUCACUGACUUUUGUAGUAUGUGGUGCAAAUUGAUCAAGUGACCUGAACUUGAAGGAAUGGAGAAUGUGGAC